Pyrenophora tritici-repentis Pt-1C-BFP is the source of this 1455-nucleotide messenger RNA. RefSeq lists its product as uncharacterized. NCBI's taxonomy places the organism in Eukaryota, Fungi, Ascomycota, Dothideomycetes, Pleosporales, Pleosporaceae. The record is from RefSeq and is a predicted model, not a curated record.
AUGAGCGACCAUCGUCAGAUACCGCGCGCACCACACACUCAGAUCAACAUGAACUUCAAUUUCAAUUGCUUCGCCAGCGACUGGCAGGUUCCAGUCUCGUAUGAGCACCCAUUCGUGGCCCACAUCCGCAAGGUCGUCCUGGAAUACCGCAUCCAAUCCGCGUCUCAUUUCAACAUUACCAUCGAGGUAGCCCAGGCUAUGCACGACAAAAACCCGCCUUUGAGUUCUCUCUUGCACCCUAGCUUCCUACCGUACGUCGGGUUCUACAACUUUGGAACCGCUCCCAUUAUCGCUCUUUGUCGCCCGAGGGCCUUGCCAAGCGGAAAGAAACAGCCGAACAUGUCCUCUAACAGCGUCGAGGUGCUACUAAAAGACAAGUUCGUCCCGUUGGCACGCUUUCUGGGCAGGAACUUCCCCAAGUACAAGACGCCUGUUGGAGCCGAGGCCUUGGGCCAGUGGUGGCAAGCUAAUGGGAAAACAUUCAACUGGACCGGUCUGCCUACUGAGUUGAAAGAGCGCAUUGUCCAGUUCUGCAUGCAUCGCUCUGAAUUGCCGCCGCUAUCCAAAAAGUCCAUGUACAGGACCAGAGGCCCACACGAGGUGACUGCACACCUCGGUAGCUGGUCAGCUUUGCUUCGAGUGUCACAUCAAGUCCGGGCCAUCAGCCUUCGUCUCUGUCUCGCAGGCAGCAGCGAUCUGAAGUAUGACAAGGGACUAUGUAUUUUCGCUGAGGGCGGUGGGGACCUCAAGAAUGCGAUUAGACGCUUGACAAAGUUCCCGCAGCUGCUGCAACCCAACAACGCCAGCAUCACGACUGACGAGAAGACAUCGAUGCUUAUCAACACCUACAAGUAUUUCCCGAAGAUCUAUCCACAUCUCGAGCGAUUCGCAACCUUCGGUCACGGCAUCCGCAAGGUCUGCAUCCGGCUGUCCUUCAUCGAUACCAUGCACUUCUUCAAGGUCGAGACUGCAGGAUUUGCGCAGUACCGGAAGCCCUGCCAUAUCGACUUCGAAGUUUUUGAGCGCCUUCCGCGUUUGAAUCAGUUGAUAAUUUUCCUGCCCGGGAGGAAUUAUAUACUGACGGACAUGCCGAGACAACAAGGUCCACCGAUCUUUGGUGACGAGCCUUGUCCCAGGAUCUUGCAUCGUCUCAUCUAUGAGCGUGUAGCUGAAGUUUUGGCCAAAUAUCCAUUUGUCACGUUGCUUAACUUCAUGGACGAGAUUGAAGAGCUGAGAUACAAAACACUGCGUAAGGAGGCAAUGAACAGUCUGAGGUUCUCAGAAAAAGACCUCUCGGAGUUGUACACGGAAGAUGGAGGAGGUAUUGAGCUUGAAGAAAGUGUUUGGCCUGGUGUGUACAAGAAGAACGUUGGCCAAGUGAACCGAGCGUUCGUGUUCGACAGCUUUUGGCCUCCUCAGUGCAGGUGCCAAGUGCGUUGCAAGGAGAUAUUUUGA